This is a messenger RNA of Scleropages formosus (Asian bonytongue), 3180 nucleotides long. It is a transcript of the gene akap17a, whose product is annotated as A kinase (PRKA) anchor protein 17A. NCBI's taxonomy places the organism in Eukaryota, Metazoa, Chordata, Actinopteri, Osteoglossiformes, Osteoglossidae. The transcript has 5 exons. The record is from RefSeq and is a predicted model, not a curated record. Gene Ontology annotation, molecular function: RNA binding. Bases 182 to 2254 code for a protein of 690 amino acids.
UAAUAUCGACGGUAUGUUCCGGUGUAACCGGAAGUAAGCAGUAACAACUUCCUUCCUCCGUUUCAUUCAAUAGUAACGACAGGCUACGCGUUAGCUAUUAGCUGUUAGAAGUCAUGCGAGGAACGGGAACGUUUUAACCCCGGACAGUUUAAUAUAAAGAGGUCACGUUUGUGUUGUUGUCAUGACGACGACUAUAGUUCACGACACAACGGAGGCGGUGAAACUGUGUCCAGUACAUGGCCUUCACCUAAAACCCAUUGCCAAGAUGAUGGUAAGUGUGGCCCUGCCGCAGCUGAAGCAGCCAGGCAAGUCCAUCUCCAACUGGGAGGUGAUGGAGCGCUUGAAGGCCAUGGUGCACCCGGACCAGUUCUCCGCCCUGCGCAUUUCCAGGAGCACCAUGGAGUUCAUCCGCUUUGAGGGUGAGGUGGAGAACAAGGGCAUGGUUAAAACUUUUUUGGCCAAGCUGGACGGUAAGAGCAUCAAGCUUAGCGGCUUCACGGACAUCCUGAAGAUCCGUGCUGCCGAGACCAAGACGGACUUCCCCACCCGUCACGACUGGGACUCCUUCUUCCGAGAUGUGAAGGACAUGAAUGAAACGCUUCCCGGCGAGCGGCCAGACACCAUCCACCUGGAAGGGCUGCCCUGCAAGUGGUUCACCAAGAAGGAGUCCUCUGCAGACAGGCCGUCCGAAGAUGUCCUUCGAGCCGUGUUUGAGGGUUUUGGCAAGAUCCGCAAUGUGGAUAUACCCAUGCUGGAUCCCUACCGUGAGGAGAUGAUGGACAAGAACUUCCACACUUUUACGUUUGGGGGUCACCUGAACUUUGAGGCGUAUGUGCAGUACGAGGAGUAUGCAGGGUUUGUCAAGGCCAUGGAUGCUCUGAGAGGCAUGAAGCUGAUGUACAAGGGGGAAGAUGGGAAGGCCCUGGCCUGUAACAUUAAGGUGACCUUUGACACUACCAAGCACCUGAGCGAUGCUUCCCUUAAGAAGAGGCAGCUGGAGAGGCAGAAGCUGCAGGAGCUGGAGAGGCAGAGAGAGGAGCAGAAGCGCAGGGAGAAGCUGGAGGAGGAGCGGCGCAAGGAGGAGGAGAGGAAGCAGCGUGAGCAGGAAGAGGAGGAGAGAGAGCGCAAACGUGAGGAGAAGCAACGCAAGCGAGAGCAAAGGAACCGCGAGCGCGAGGAGAAGAGGACACAGAAAAAAGCCAAGAAGCAACAGGUGGAGGAGCAAAAGAAGCUGCAUUUGAAGAUUGCCAUGGAGGAGCGGAAGCUGCUGCUGACACAGCGCAACCUGGAGUCUAUCCGCCUCAUCGCAGAGCUGCUGAGCAGGGCCAAGGCCCUUAAACAGCAGCAGCAGGAGAAGGAGCAGGCGGAGCUUGCUCGCAAGAAGGAGGCAGAGCUUGCUCGCAAGAAGGAGGCAGAGAUUGCGAGGCUCCAACAGCUGGAAGAGCGUCGUCGGCUGCAAGAGGCUGAGCUGCGACGCGUAGAGGAGGAGAAGGCCCGUGCCUUGGAACUUCAGCGCAAGGAGAGGGAGCUGCGUGAGAGGCUGCUCAGCAACCUCCUCAAGAAGACUACUGCUCCGGGGAGCCAAGACGUGGAGCCAGGGCUUGCUGAGGUCCCUGACCUGGUGAAGGCCUCUCUUCCUUUAGAGGUCUACAGCAGUGAAACUCAAGUACAAGUGAAUGGUCUCACUUGCAAAGCUGGAGAGAACAAGUCUUCUGCGCUCUCUGGUAAGCAUGUCAGCUCUGCUUCCAGACACUUGGAGAAGGAGCCAGAGCGAAGUCUUUCCAGGGGACGCUCUCCUUCUCAGCAUGGUCGCCACUGGCAUGGCAGCAGCGCUCAGAGACGACGAGGUUCUAGUCCGUAUGACAGAGAGUGCAGCCAGGACAGAAGAGAACGCAGCCUGAGUGAACGCGAACUGAGUCGGGAAGAUGAACGCCACCGGAGGCGGGAGCGCAGUGAUGACGACUGUCGCAGAAGAAGGGAGCGCAGCCGGGACAGAAAGGACCGCAGUCGAAGCAGAAGGGAUCGCAGCUGGGGAAGAAGAGACCGCAGCCGUGGGAGGCGGCAGCACAGCCACGAACGUAAGCGUUAUCGCAGCCGAGGCAGAUCGUCCAGCAGCCACAGGGGAAGGGGGCGGAGUCGGUCAUCCAGCUCUGACGGGAGAAGGUACAGCCAGGAGAGGGAACGGAGAUACCGGAACAGCCGUAGCAUGAGCCGGGGGCGGGGAAAACGCGACCGCCACCGACACCGCAGCUAACAGGAGAACAUGGACUCAGCUUCACAGACCUGCUGCUUUCGAUGCGGCGCCUCACUGUCUCUGCCUCCUGCGGCGGCUGGGACACACAAGGCUUAUGGCUCUGUGAACAAAGAAAGUGGCUUCAUCGCACAAGCGUGUUCAACACGCUUUCACUCUUCCCCCCCCUCAGUUUUCUAAGAACAUUAGGUCUACAUAUUGAUUUAAGUAAUGCAAUAAUUUUUCUCCCCAAUUAUUGUUCUCAAGAAACUUUAAAGGGAAAUAUUGCCAUUUACAGAAAAAAGUUAUUUUUAAAAGUAAUGUUCCAGACUGUGUUCCUACGGCAUGUUGUAGGUCAGACACUUUGCUCAGGACAUAAUUAUUUUCUGCUUUGUAGAAUCUGCAAUUAUUUCUAAUUUUCAGAAAAUACCUUGUAGAAGACAAGUUUAGAUUUCUAUUCAAAUAGAGCUGUUGACACUGAUUUGGAUGCAGGGCACCCCUCCUCCCUGGUUUUGAAUAUAAUCUUUGAUGGACUGUCCUGUAACAAAGCCAAAGUCUCCAUGUCAACAUGAUGUCAUUAAUAACAUACCUCAGACCGCUUUGUACAGGAAGCCAACCGUGUUACAUCAGUGUGAACCUGCCUGUUGUGUUGCCCUGGGCAUUCCCUUCCAGGAGGACCUAAGGGAAUUGAUCCGACAUCUUUUUUGCUUCGCCCAUAAUGUUUAUUGAAUUCAUUUUGGAUCUUUCUGUCACAGUGUUGAAGUAUGAGCCUUAAAUGCAUGUUCUGUUUUCCUGAUUAAUAAUAAAAAUUAGGUUCCUAUUUGACUAACCAUAGCAAGAACUGUCCAUUAAUUUAUCGGGUUGCACUGGUGCCUGACAGAUUCUGGGUUGAGGGUUCAAAUCCUGCUUGACUUGCAUGCUCUCACAGUGUUCUCCUUCAGAUGCUUCUG